Molecule: messenger RNA, 3171 nt
Organism: Linum trigynum
Lineage: Eukaryota; Viridiplantae; Streptophyta; Magnoliopsida; Malpighiales; Linaceae
Source: the annotation of a GenBank genome assembly
UAACGUUAAUACAGGUUCGAUCGAGUGGUUGUGAUGCCAGAUUUUGAAAUCAGAGGUUACGUUGAUAUGAUUUGAAUCGGAUUAUCUGUCGUCGACUGAAAAGCCACGAGAGCAAUAUUCUCCACGAUGAUCAUGGGCUUGUACAUAUUUAGAUUUGUGUUUCUGGUCCGGUUUGUAACCUUAGGGUUACUCCGUUAAAAACAUACUAUAUUUACUUCUCAUACUUUUUUUUUAUUUGUAAUCUUCUCUAAUAUAAUGAAGCUAACUCUCUCAUCGAUGAACAGAGUUUACACAGAUCUCGCUCCAUAUUUAGUACGAGCUGCUGGUGGGGGGUUUCUCUCUUUCUUCCUCCCCCUUCACCUCUCAUGGAUUCACAGUGGCUGCACGUGAAAAGAGAGAAAACGCUCCAUCCCUCCUCCUUGAAAAGGGAAAACCAGCCCCCAGCCACUGCAAUUGGAGCAAUAGCCUGCUCCAAGGUCAUCCACCCAUCAAUAAAUGACACUUCUUCAUAAACAAUGUCACUAGCUAGCUAGCUAGUUUUCUUUCCUUUUGAAUGAAACAAGAGCAUGAAGAAUUGAAGAUACACGGUUCAUUCAAUAAGAGAUAGCAAUGAUCUUAUCUGCAACUAUCGAAACCACACUAUUAACAUUCGAGCCAAAUUGAUCCGGAUCGCUGGUUCAUUUGAUAUAUAGCUUUCAUAUCGAAGGGAAUACUUUGCUUUUUAGUUCCAACCUCGAACCAUGAUCAAAUUACUUGAUUGAAUCAACUUCAAAUACAAUUUCAUCCGAUUUAGAUCCUCCUCUCUCUCACACACAAUAUUGAUAUGUUUCCAUCAAUUUUCUAUGUUGUCAGGACUUAAGAAAAAACAAUUUAUUUGUCGUCAACGUCAACGAUAAGUCAUUAGUUCUCAUUGAAUAAUGAACCCGGUUUUUCAUACUCGUGAAUUAGCUAACACAAAACAUGUGUUUUUUUUUUUUUUACUUUCUCGCAUUAUCCAAUUACGAUUCCAUCCCAACCGCACUCUAUCAUCUAUGGACCUCCCAACCCCAAUUUGAAAGACCUAGCUACUAGCAAAAGUGAAUAAAGAAAGAACAUAUACGAUCGACCCAGAAAAUAAGGCAGGUAGAGAAAUGGGAAAUCCACAGCAAUUACUGCAAAAGGGAGGUAACAGCUGAAUGCAUUAACUUCUUCUCACCCUAACCACCCACAUUCAAUAUUUCACCUCAACACUACUCAAUCUUAGUGGUGCAAUUUCGGUUAUUUCGGUUAUAACCGAUGACCAAUCGGCCUGUUAUCGGUUAACCGAAAUAACCACCCCUACCGAAAACCGAUCGAAAUAGGCUUCGUUAUCUCGGUUAUCGGGACCACUUUUAAGACCAAAAACCAUUUCGUCUAGCCUCCGAUAACCGACCGAAGUCAAUUACUUCGGAUACUGAUUAGUGGAUAAUCGGCCGAUUAUCAAUUGAACCGGCCGGUUAACCGGUAACCGAACUGCCACCUCUACUCAAUCUUGCAUUAUAAAGUCACGUCUCUUUCCCCACUUCCUCCUCUUAUCACACCAACCCUUUCUUCUACCUACAAUGGCUUUGACCAUCACAACCACCAACCUCUUGGUCGCGGUCAUCGUUUCGGUACUACUAGCGUUUUCCCAAGUGGGUCUCGCUCAGUUCUUCAACGGCACCGUCGGCGGCGGCGAGGGAGGCGACGACGGGGACGCCGGGGAAGUGUCUGCCGGCGGCGGGGGGAGCGGUAGUAGUACUAGUACUACUCCGACCAAGGAAGCGUUGGUCCCAGCGUUGUUCAUAUUCGGCGACUCGCUGAUCGACAACGGCAACAACAACAACCUGGCUUCUCUAGCCAAGGCCAACUACCUGCCGUACGGCAUCGACUUCAACGGUGGCCCCACCGGCCGGUUCUCCAACGGCUACACCAUGGUCGACGAGAUCGCGGAGCAGCUAGGGCUUCCGUUGAUUCCGCCGUACACCGAGGCGAACAACGGCGGCGACGUGACUAGGGGUGUCAACUACGCCUCUGCUGCCGCCGGGAUCCUCGACGACACCGGCAGAAACUUCGUGGGUCGGAUCCCAUUCGACCAACAAAUCGAAAACUUCCAGAACACGCUGGACCAGCUGACCAGCAAGGUCGGCGCCGUCGAUGCCGCGCAGGGCGUCGGCCGGAGCAUAUUCUUCGUCGGAAUGGGCAGCAACGACUACUUGAACAAUUAUCUCAUGCCCAAUUACCCGACCCGCGGGCAGUACAACGGGCAGCAGUAUGCCGAUCUCUUGGUCCAGCAGUAUACCCGCCAGCUCAAUACGCUUUACAAUCUUGGAGCGAGAAAGUUUGUGAUAGCUGGGCUGGGAGUGAUGGGCUGCAUCCCGAGCAUCCUGGCCCAAAGCCCAGCCGGGCUCUGCUCCGAGGAAGUCAACAAGCUGGUCACUCCCUUCAACCAGAACGUGAAGGCAAUGAUCAACAACUUCAACGCCAAUCUCCCCGGCGCCAGGUUCACUUACAUCGACAUUGCCAAGAUGUUCCGCGAGGUCCUCACCAACUCCGAACGAUACGGGUUUAGCGUGGUGAACAGAGGGUGCUGCGGGAUAGGGAGGAAUGCAGGGCAGAUAACGUGCUUGCCGUUCCAGACGCCUUGCGACGAACGUGGGCAGUACAUAUUCUGGGAUGCGUUUCAUCCGACGGAGGCUGUGAAUGUGCUGAUGGGGAGGAAGGCUUUCAAUGGCGAUACCACUUACGUUUAUCCUAUCAACAUCGAGCAGCUUGCCCGCAUUGGAUGAACAGUUCCGAAAAACAAUUGAGGCUUUGGUUACAGUCAAGUAGUGUUUCUUUGUUUCUGUUCCCAUCCUCCCAAAACUAUAGUUUAUGCAAUGUGAAGAAAAAGUUUCUUUUGUUGUGUGUGUUGUUGUUGUUGUUGGGUCUGGCCAUGGUGAAAUGAGACGUAAGACGGUUUGGUUGCUUGUUACUGUUUAUUGAUACUUGUUCAACCUGUCUUCUGGAGGUUCUGAAUGGAGAGGGUUAGAAAGAAGGCUGGCUAACCGGUUAUUCGACAACAUGAAGCACCUAAAUUGUCAUUGUUACUGAUUCACUGGAUUAAGAACAAGCUCACACCAAUUGCCAUCUUUCAAAAGGGAUCACAGUGGAUAGUAAACUGUCAAGUGCAAU